This is a messenger RNA of Prunus armeniaca (apricot), 1542 nucleotides long. Lineage: Eukaryota; Viridiplantae; Streptophyta; Magnoliopsida; Rosales; Rosaceae. The record is from the annotation of a GenBank genome assembly.
AUGGCAGAAUAUAAUGCAAUUGGGAUUGAUCUGGGGACAACUUAUUCGUGUGUGGCAACGUGGCAGGCUGAUCAUGUAGAAAUCCUGGUGAACAAUCACGGUAACAGGACAACUCGAUCUUAUGUUACAUUCACUGAUAGCAAGACGUUGGUAGGUGAUGAAGCAUUUCGCCAAGUCGUGAGAUUCCCCACCAACGCAAUCUUUGAUGCGAAGCGGUUAAUUGGUAGGAGAUUCAGUGACGAAACUGUUCAAAGUGAUAUCAAGCGCUGGCCAUUCAAGGUCAUUGAAGGUAAGGGUGACAAGCCCAUGAUUGUGGUUAAGCACAAGGGCCAAGAGAAACAGUUUGCUGCUGAAGAUAUCUCAUCAAUGGUUCUGGCAAAAAUGCGGGAGAUUGCGGAGGACUUCCUUUGCUCAAAGAUUAGUGAGAAAAAGGCAGUUAUCACUGUCCCCUCUUACUUCAAUGACUCUCAGCGCCAGGCUACAUUAAAAGCUGGUAAAUUAGCCGGCUUAAAUGUGCUGCGUAUUAUCAACGAACCAACUGCUGCAGCCAUAGCUUAUGGCAUCGACAAGAAAGCCGGUUGGUUUAAUAAGAGAAACGUGAUGAUAUUUGAUUGGGGUGGUGGUACAUUGGAUGUGUCGCUACUAACAAUAGGCCGUGGUGUCUUUGACGUGAAGGCGACUGCCGGAGACACUCACCUCGGAGGUGAAGACUUGGAUAACAGAAUGGUGGAUUACUGCGUCGACGAAUUCAAGACAAAAAAUAAGGUGGACAUUUGUGGACACCCCAGAGCUCUUCGGAAGGCCAAAACCGAGUGUGAGAAAGCAAAGAAGGCACUUUCAUUUUGCUCUGACGUUGAUAUUGAAAUCGACUCUUGGUAUAACGGUGAAGAUUUUCAUACAACUUUCACCCGGGACAAAUUCGAAGAAAUGAACAUGGAUAUCUUCAACAAGUGCAUGGAGAUUGUGAAAAGGUGUUUGAAGGAUGGCAAUAUGAACAUAAGCAACGUCGAUGACGUUGUUCUUGUUGGUGGUUCUUCUAGAAUCCCCAAGGUGCAAGAGCUAUUGCAGAAGUUUUUCAUGGGCAAGGAGUUGUGCAAGAGCAUUAAUCCUGAUGAGGCCGUGGCAUAUGGAGCCGCUGUUCAAGCUGCAGUCUUGAGUGGGAACGUGACGGGGAAGCUUCAAGACUUCACACUCUCGGAUGUCAUCCCAAUGUCACUUGGGACGGAAUGUGGUUGUGAAGACCGUAUGGCCGUCAUGAUCCCAAGAAACACCAAAAUUCCCACAAAGAAGCACCAAAUUUUCACUACCGUCAGUGACAACCAAACGAAAGUCCUCUGUGGAGUUUUCGAGGGAGAGAAUGAGUUCACCAGAGAUAAUAAUUACUUGGGUGGAUUUACCAUGUAUGGCAUUCCUCCAGCCCCUAAGGGAGUUGGUAAAGUAGAUGUUUGCUUUUCUAUCGAUGCAAAUGGAAUUCUGAGUGUUUCCGCUGAGGUCAUGUCCACCGGCGAAAAGAAAGCCAUUACAAUCAACAGUGACAGAUGA